GAGUUCUCGCAUCUCGCACAGCUCGGCUUUCGCCUAGACUGGGCGGACUUGCUCGAGCUUACCGAUUCGUGCGCGCCUAGUCGAAUUCAAGCUGUGCAGUCACUUCUCAGUUCUCUGGCUGCCUUCUUUGCCAAAGCAUUGAUCAUCAUCUCACGGCAUUUUCUUCCACUCGAAGUGAACUGCGGUUCGCACAAUGUUGUCUAUCAGCCGUGUCCCAACAGCCAGCACAGCCGGCGCUGUCUCACCCUCCUCUUCCUCCUCCCGCUCAUCACCCUCCCGUCGCCUUGCCACACACCGACCUUCGCCCACAGCCUCCCGUCACUUCCUCGUCGCGAACCGUUCUGAACCUCGCAAUGUCGGGACCACAUGCAUUCCGUUCCAUCAAGAGCAGCAGCAGCAGCAACAACAAAGGCGACAGAGUCCACUAACCGUGCAUUUUGUCGACCGCUCGUUGCUCUUGCCGCUCCGCGCUCGGCCCCGUUCAAUCGCCACGCCGAACUCCCGUGGCACCGAUCGGCACCGAGCCUCGCCCUGCCGAGCCAGCGGGUCGAACGGCGAGGGCAAAGAGGGACCCACGGAGUACAGCCAGGAGGCGCGCCUGCGGCAGGAGGUGCUGAACCCGUUCCGCACGGUGCGCAUGUUCCUGUACGGCGCGUUCAUCGCGUCCGCGUCCAUCGGCGCGCUUAUCACCGCCACGGCGCUGCUCGCCGUCGCGGCGGGCGCAAGAGACGCGGACCCCGCGCAGAUCCAGGACUCGCUCAAGGACCUCGGGAUUGACGUGGCGGCCGCGGGGAUAUUCGCCCUGCUUUAUCGGUCUGAUGCGCGUGGCAAGGACGCCUCGCUGAACCGCAUCACCCGUGAGGAGUCCCUGGCCAAGCUGCGACUGGAGCUCCCCACGGGGCGUAUUGUCCCCCUCUCACAGCUGCAGGGCUCCUGCCGCCUCAUCAUCGUCGCCGGCCCUCUAUCCCACGUGCAGGCCGCCCUCGCUGCUGCAGAGCCAUACCGCGCUGCGCUGCUGGAGCGAGCAGUCGUGGUGGCCCCGUUUGUCACUGUCGGUGCUGAGGCCGGGGCUGCAGCCGCAGGGAAUGUGCCGCUGCCGGGUGAUUUUAAGGGGUUUGCUGAGGUGGUGGAUCCGUCCUGGGGGGGUGAAGUGGCUACUGCUGCCGCAGAUGGGCUGCUGCAGAGGUGGAUGGGCCGGCCCACUUACACUGAUGAGUGGAACAGAUGGCUGAAGGAACAAAUGAAGUUUGCCAAUGUUGCCCCGGGUUCUCCUGUGUACCUUUCUCUUCGAUUAGACGGGCGAGUGCGAGCUAGUGGAGUGGGGUACCCUCCUUGGAGUGUGAUUGCUGCUCAAUUGCCUCCCAUGAAGGGAAUGUGGGCCGGCCCACUUGAUGGAAUGGAUGGUCGCGUCCUGUAAUCUGAUGCUUUGUCAUGUUUAUUUGCGCAAUCCAUUUGUUUACAACACAUACAGAACUGUGCUUGGCCCAAUGUCGCCUACUCACGUCGACCAUCCCUCAUCCCUCCCACUCUGCCCCCUCUUCCCCACCCGC
This is a messenger RNA of Closterium sp. NIES-67, 1550 nucleotides long. NCBI's taxonomy places the organism in Eukaryota, Viridiplantae, Streptophyta, Zygnematophyceae, Desmidiales, Closteriaceae. The record is from the annotation of a GenBank genome assembly.